Messenger RNA from Entelurus aequoreus (snake pipefish), 1250 nucleotides. Its product is annotated as myosin heavy chain, embryonic smooth muscle isoform-like. NCBI's taxonomy places the organism in Eukaryota, Metazoa, Chordata, Actinopteri, Syngnathiformes, Syngnathidae. The record is from RefSeq and is a predicted model, not a curated record. Gene Ontology annotation, cellular component: myosin complex.
UCCAUUCCACAAAGAAAGUGACAGCACAGACUAGAUGUCAAAUUGAGACAGACUUUGUCCCAGAAGAUAUCCCUUUGCUUUUAAGCAAAACUUCACUGAGAAGAGCAGGUGCAGUUUUGGACAUUGAGAACGACAAAGCCAUAAUGUUUAAGCAACCUGUGAAACUUCAACUGAUAUCGUCAGGACAUUAUUGUGUGAACAUGCAGGCCACGAAGGCCCACUUUGACCAAGACCUGCAGGCCAGAGACGAGCAAGCACAAAACGAAUAAGCUGGAGAUGGACCUCAAUGAGCUAAAGGGACAAAAUCAGCCAACAAAGGCAGGGACGAGGCCAUCAAACAGCAAAAACUACAGGCGUAGAUGAAGGACUACCAGAGGGAGCUGGAUGGGGCGCGGUCCUCCAGGGACGAGAUGUUCACACAGUCUGAAGAAAACGAGAAAAAACUCAAGAUCCUUGAUGCUGAAAUUUUAAAGCUGCAAGAUGACCACGCGGCGUCAGAGAGAGCCCGUCGACAUGCUGAACAGGAGUGAGACGAGCUGGCAGACAAGAUUUCUAACAGCCCCUGUGGGAAGUCCAUGCUGCUGGAAGAGAAGAAGAGGCUGGAGGCUCACAUCGCUCAGCUGAAAGAGCAGGGCAACAUGGAGCUGCUCAAUGGCCAACUCAGGAAAAGCAUGCUGCAGGUGGACGGCCUGAACACUAAGGUGGCUGCAGAACGCGGCAUUGCCCAGAAGAACGCAAAUGCUCGUCAACCGAUGGAGCGGCAGAACAAGGAGUCAAAGGUCAAGCUAGCAGAACUGGAAGGGGUCGUCAAGUCCAAGUUUAAGGCCUCCAUCACAGCUGAGGAAGCUAAGAUCCCGCAGUGGGGGGAGCAGCUGGAGCAAGAAACAAAAAAAAGAGGAGCGGCCAACAAGACUGUUCGACAUACGGAAAAGAAAUUGAAGGAAGUGAUGCUGCAGGUGGACUACAAUCGUUGUCAUGUCAACCAGUACAGGAAGCAGGUGGUGUUCAGUGAUUCAUCCAGAUGGAGGCACUCAAGGCAGUCAAAGAAGAUCAGGAGAUCCGUUCGGAACAUUUUCGCUGGAGACACUUUGGCACUUGGAGAUGGCAGUUGUCUUACCUACACUCAGAUCAUGUGGUCAGUAACUAAGGAGCAGCUCGCUGACUGUUUGACCGAGAAGGGGGCGUCUGCACUCGAUUUGCUGAAGGCUCUCAGCGAAGGUGUAUGGCAGCUUAAAAGCCAAACGGACUAA